AUGAGGACCCCUGCAGCCUGCACCCUCCUACAGCUGCUGGUGGCUUUGGCCCUGACACAGAAUCAUACAGGCUCGCACUGGCUGCAGGUUUUCUACACCUUGGUUUAUGGACCGGACAUCUGGGAGCCCCGGUUCAUCCAAGUCAGCUAUGUGGACACCACACCAUUCAAGGCAUUCGACAGCAAUGCUGUGACUGCAAGGAUGCAACCUCGGAUUCCGUGGAUGGAGCAGGAGCCACCUGAAUAUUGGGAGAAGGAGACAGAGGAUGCCCUGAACGCCUCACAGAAUGACAGAAAAUUCCUUCAGGCCCUGAUGAAUCACUACAAACACAGCAAGGAAGAUCCCCCCCAAACACAGGUGACCCAUCAAGUAAGGCCUGAAGGGAAUGUCACCCUCAAGUGCUGGGCCCUGGGCUUCUACCCUGCUGAGAUCUCCCUGACCUGGCAGAGGGAUGGGAACAACCACACUCAGGACACUGAGGUGCUGGACACCAGACCUGGAGGGGAUGGAACCUUCCAGAAGUUGGCAGCUGUGGUGGUGCCUUCUGGAGAGGAGCUGAGAUACACGUGUCAUGUGAACCAUGAGGCAUUAACUGAGCCUCUCACUCUGAGAUGGGAGCCUCCUCAGCCAACCAUUGUCCUCAUGGCAACUCUUAUUGGCCUGGUUCUUGGAGCUUUGGGAGACUGA
Molecule: messenger RNA, 687 nt
Organism: Acomys russatus (golden spiny mouse)
Lineage: Eukaryota; Metazoa; Chordata; Mammalia; Rodentia; Muridae
Product: H-2 class I histocompatibility antigen, D-P alpha chain-like
Exons: 5
Coding region: 1-687 (228 amino acids)
Biological process (GO): immune response; antigen processing and presentation of endogenous peptide antigen via MHC class I via ER pathway, TAP-independent; antigen processing and presentation of endogenous peptide antigen via MHC class Ib
Cellular component (GO): external side of plasma membrane
Molecular function (GO): peptide antigen binding; signaling receptor binding
Source: RefSeq, a predicted model, not a curated record